This is a messenger RNA of Suhomyces tanzawaensis NRRL Y-17324, 759 nucleotides long. Its product is annotated as sepiapterin reductase family protein. The record is from RefSeq and is a predicted model, not a curated record. Gene Ontology annotation, cellular component: intracellular anatomical structure. Gene Ontology annotation, molecular function: oxidoreductase activity, acting on NAD(P)H, oxygen as acceptor. Bases 1 to 759 code for a protein of 252 amino acids. The transcript is spliced from 2 exons. NCBI's taxonomy places the organism in Eukaryota, Fungi, Ascomycota, Pichiomycetes, Serinales, Debaryomycetaceae.
AUGUCUGUUACGAUUGUCACUGGCGCCUCUAAAGGUAUCGGAAAGUCUAUCGUUGAAAUCCUUCUUUCAAACCCCAAUGCAAAGGUCAUAGCAGUGGCAAGGAGCGAACUGGAUCUCCAGAAGAUCCAAGAUCAGCACGGCUCAGAAAGAGUGGCCUACAUCGCUGGCGAUGUUUCUGAGGAAAGCAUUGCUGCCGAAGCGGUGAAGCUUGCCGUGUCCAAGUUUGGCGGUGUCAAUGCCAUUAUUGCCAAUGCUGGUGUGCUCGCUCCGGUUGCUCCUAUUGACAAGGUGUCUGUUGACGACUGGAAGCGGCUUUUUGAUAUCAACUACUAUGCCGUGAUCCACUUGGUUCAGCACAGUCUUGAACAAUUGAAGAAGUCCUCCGGAAAGGUGGUUGUGGUCUCCUCGGGAGCUUCGGUGAAGUCCUACAGCGGUUGGUACGCCUACGGGGGCUCCAAGGCAGCCUUGAACCACUUGGUAUUGUCGCUAGCUGAACAGGAGAAGGGCAUAUCUGCCAUAUCCAUUGCCCCAGGAGUGGUCGACACACCGAUGCAGCAGGACAUCCGUGAAAAACACGGAGGCUCCAUGAGUGCUGAGGGCCACAAGAGGUUCCUUGACCUCCACAAGAACAAGGAAUUGGUCAAGCCAGAGGUGCCUGCUACCGUGUUAGCUAACCUUGCCUUACGAGGAUGGGACUCCUCUAUCAACGGGAAGUACUUGCGCUACAAUGACGAGCAAUUGAAAGAGUACACCCAAUAG